AUGAAGAAGCUAUGCGAUAUGAUCUCGGAAUUGGCUUCAAGUAUCCUGCCGGAUAACGGUUGGCCGGAACUGUUUCCGUUUAUGUUUCAGUGCGUUUAUUCUUAUUCUCCCAAGCUUCAAGAAUCUGCGUUCUUGAUAUUUGCCCAGUUGUCACAAUACAUUAGGGAGACUUUAAUUCCACACAUAAAGCAUCUUCAUGGCGUGUUUUUGCAGUGCCUGACUAAGUCGGGGAACUCAGACGUGAGGAUUGCUGCUUUGAGUCAUGCUACUGCUCAAGAGGCAUUGGAAUUGUUGAUUGAGUUGGUAGGGACUGAGCCUAGGUUCUCGAGGAGGCAGUUAGUGGAGGUGGUGGGGUCUAUGUUGCAGAUAGUUGAAGCAGAUACUCUAGAAGAGGGCACACGACACCUAGCCAUUGAGUUUAUGAUCACGCUAGCAGAGGCCAGAGAGAGGGCACCUGGUAUGAUGAGGAAGUUGCCACAGUUUAUCAGCAGGUUGUUCUGCAUUUUAUUGCAGAUGUUGUUGGAUGUCGAGGAUGAACCUGCUUAG
Molecule: messenger RNA, 546 nt
Organism: Lactuca virosa
Lineage: Eukaryota; Viridiplantae; Streptophyta; Magnoliopsida; Asterales; Asteraceae
Source: the annotation of a GenBank genome assembly